CUUGCAUGGGAAAAAUAGUAAGUUUCUAACAUUUAUGGUUGAGAUUUAAUUAAUAUAAAUAUAAACUAUGCACAUUAUUACUUUCAUUAACAUGGGACACAGGCGUCAGGCAGAUGUUAGUAAGGAUUCAUGUCAUGUCAGGUGGUACGGUUGCCUAGGCUUAUAUAUGUCUCUUAUCACCCCCCAUAGGCAUCACUCCAGCGCUAGUAGCCUACUCGGAGCAUUCAUCUUCGUUCCGUCCACAUGCAUUCGUUCUCGUUUCACUAAAGGAGGUGUAGUUUGUCCGUUUGCUCUGCUAAAAGGGGUUGGACAAAAAUAUUUUCCAUCUUGAAAAAUUGCAAAAGCUUCGCAACAUGGCGUCAAUAGGAGAUUUCGACCCGCUCAAUGCUUCCAUCCCUGCCACCAAAGUUGAAAUCACAGUGUCUUGCAGAAAUCUGCUGGACAUGGACACCUUUUCCAAAUCAGAUCCAAUAUGUGUUCUGUACACACAAGGCAUCAGCAAUAAGGAGUGGAGAGAGUUUGGAAGGACAGAGGUGAUUGAAAACACUCUCAACCCGGAGUUUGUUCGUAAAUUCAUCUUGGAUUAUUUCUUUGAGGAACGACAGAAUCUGAGAUUUGACCUGUACGACGUCGACUCAAAGAGCGCCAACCUGUCGAAACAUGACUUCCUUGGCCAGGCGUUCUGUACGUUGGGAGAGGUGGUGGGAUCGCUGGGCAGCCGCAUUAAGAAACCUCUCGUGGGCCUUCCUGGAAAGAAGUGUGGAGACAUCAUUGUUAAGGCAGAAGAGAUGGGAAACUGCAGGGAGUCGGUGAUGAUGCAGUUCUGUGGGAAUAAACUGGACAAGAAAGAUUUCUUCGGCAAGUCGGACCCUUUCCUCGUCUUCUACCGCAGCAAUGAAGAUGGAACGUUCACAACCUGCCAUAAGACAGAGGUGGUGAAGAACACACUAAACCCAGUGUGGCAGGCCUUCAAGAUACCCGUCAGAGCACUCUGCAACGGAGACUACGACAGAACGAUCAAGAUAGAAUGCUACGACUGGGACAGAGAUGGAAGCCAUGACUUCAUAGGAGAGUUCACUACCAGCUACAGAGAGCUAUCCAGAGGCCAGUCCCAGUUCAACGUGUAUGAGGUUGUAAAUCCAAAGAAGAAAGGAAAAAAGAAAAAAUACCUCAACUCUGGAACGGUAACACUGCUCUCAUUCCUGGUGGAUAUAGAGGCCACCUUCCUCGACUACAUCAAAGGAGGGACCCAGAUUAAUUUCACAGUGGCGAUUGAUUUCACCGCUUCAAACGGCAACCCAACCCAGCCCACCUCCCUCCACUACAUGAGUCCCUACCAGAUGAAUGCCUACGCCAUGGCCAUGAAGGCUGUAGGGGAGAUCAUCCAGGACUACGACAGUGAUAAGAUGUUCCCUGCUUUGGGCUUCGGAGCCAAGCUGCCCCCUGACGGACGGGUCUCACAUGAGUUCGCCCUGAAUGGCAACCCCCAAAACCCAUACUGUGCAGGUAUAGAUGGAGUGAUGGAGGCAUAUUACCAGAGCCUGAAGUCUGUCUGCCUCUACGGCCCAACCAACUUCUCCCCUGUCAUCAACCACGUGGCCAGGUACGCUGCGUCAGUGAAGGAUGGCUCUCAGUACUUCAUCCUCCUCAUCAUCACAGAUGGAGUCAUCUCAGACAUGGCCCAGACCAAGGAGUCCAUCGUCAACGCUUCGUGUCUUCCAAUGUCGAUUAUCAUCGUAGGGGUGGGACCAGCAGAAUUUGAUGCGAUGAUCGAGUUGGACGGGGAUGAAGUGAGGAUCUCGUCGAAGGGAAGAUAUGCAGAGAGGGACAUUGUUCAGUUUGUCCCAUUCAGAGACUACACCGAUCGGACAGGGAACCACAUCCUGAGUAUGGCCCGUCUAGCCAAGGAUGUCCUGGCUGAGAUCCCUGACCAGUUCCUCUCCUACAUGAGGAUCAGAGGCAUCAAGCCCUCGCCCGCACCCCCUCCAUACACCUCCCCAGGACACCCCCUGCAGACGCAGAUCUGAAGGGUGCGGAGAUGCCCCCUGGUCCCGAACAAAAACCUCUUCAAAUAUGUAUUCGUCUCUCUCCUCUCUGCAUCACUCGCUCAGUGAUAGGAGAGGCCUUCUUGGCUUUCUCGCACUCUCUCAUUGCACUAAUGGAGGCUGACUGACUGGCAGGGUUCUAGAAGUUUUUACUGAGCGGUUCUAAAGGGUUCUACUUUGGAACGGGCGGAUGGAGUCAACAGAGGCAUGUUUACUUUCAUUGUCAAACGUUCCUCCGUUUGGACUUCGUGUAUAUCGGCCAAUGGAGACACUCUCUGGGACACAACCGGGAAGAUGGACAGAGUCUGGUCUUCCCAACUCACCUGGCAAGGAAUGAAGGAUUUAAGGAAAGAACGAAAGGAAGGAUGACAGGAGGAAAGUUCCUGGGGACUGGCCUUUUUCAGGAGCAGAGUGGUGAAAAGGUUCUAUAGUCUGGAUGUGGUAUCACUUGUCUGUUGUAAAUAACUGGAAAUAUAUUUCUAUCUCUCUACUCUGUCUCUCUAUUCUUCCAACUCUCACUCAAUGUUUACAGUACAUGUUAAUGAUAAUGAGUUUUACCAUUGGACACAUGUAUAAUAUACAGUACCAGUCAAAAGUUUGGACACAUCUACUCAUUCAAGGGUUUUUCUUUAUUUUGACUUUUCUACAUUGUAGAAUAAUAGUGAAGACGUCAAAACAAUGAAAUACACAUAUGGAGUCAUGUAGUAACCAAACAAGUGUUAAACAAAUCAAAAUAUAUUUGAGAUUCUUCAAAGUAGCCACCCUUUUCCUUGAUGGCAGCUUUGCACACUCUUGGCAUUCACUCAACUAGCUUCAUUUUUUGGCUGCUUUUCCUUCACUCUGCGGUCCAACUCAUCCCAAACCAUCUCAAUUGUGUUGAGGCUGGGUGAUUGUGGAGGCCAGGUCAUCUGAUGCAGCACUCCAUCACUCUCCUUCUUGGUCAAAUAGCCCUUACACAGCCUGUUGGUGUGUUGUGUCAUUGUCCUGUUGAAAAACAAAUGAUGGUCCCAUUAAGUGCAAACCAGAUGGGAUGGCGUAUCGCUGCAGAAUGCUGUGGUAGCCAUGCUGUUUAAGUGUGCCUUGAAUUCCAAACAAAUCACUGACAGUGUCACCAGUAAAGCACCAAAAGCACCAUCACAGCACAUCCUCCACGCUUCAUGGUGGGAACCACACAUGCGGAGAUCCUCCGUUAACCUGCUCUGCGUCUCACAAAGACACAGCGGUUAGAACUAAAAAUCUCCCAUUUGGACUCAUCGGACCAAAGGACAGAUUUCCACGGGUCUAAUGUCCAUUGCUCAUGUUUCUUGGCCCAAGCAAGUCUCUUCUUAUUAUUGGUGUCCUUUAGUAAUGGUUUCUUUGCAGCAAUUCAACCACGAAGGCCUGAUUCAUGCAGUAUCCUCUGAACAGUUGAUGUUGAUUUGUCUGUUACUUGAACUCUGUAAUGAAGCAUUUAUUUGGGAUGCAAUAUCUGAGGCUGGCAACUAAUGAACUUAUCUGGGUCUUCCUUUCCUGUGGCGGUUCUCAUGAGAGCCAGUUUCAUCAUGGCGCUUGAUGGUUUUUGCGACUGCAUUUGAAGAAACUUUCAAAGUUCUUGAAAUGUUCCGUAUUGACUGACCUUCAUUUCUUAAAGUAAUGAUGGACUGUGGUUUCUCUUUGCUUAUUUGAGCUGGGCUAUGGUGUUUUACCCAAUAGGGCUAAUUCCGUAUACCACACCUACCUUGUAACAACACAACUGAUUGGCUCAAGUGCAUUAAGAUGGAAAGAAAUUCCACAAAUUAACAAGGCACACCUGUUAAUUGAAAUGCAUUCCAGGUGACUACCUCAUGAAGCUGUUUGAGAGAAUGCCAAGAGUCUGCACAGCUGUCAUCAAGGCAAAGGGUGGCUGCUUUGAAGAAUCUCAAAUAUAAAAUAUAUUGUGGCAAUUUGUUUAACAUUUUUUUGGUUACUACAUGAUUCCAUAUGUGUUAUCUCAUAGUUUUGAUGUCUUCACUAUUAUUCUACAAUGUAGAAAUUAGUCAAAAUAAAGGAAAACCCUUGAACGAGUAGGUGUGUCCAAUCUUUUGACUGAUACUGUACAUACUUUCAGUUUGGAACUUUGGAAUAUCAAUCAAUAUUCUCUCUCUUUAUCUCUCAGCGUGUUGUCUUUGCCAGGGGAGUCAGGUUGAGGUUGAAACAGUGCAGGUCCAAGUAGCCACUGUACCAUACUAUGUUGUCCCUUUGCAUGAGUGUAGCGUCAGAGCAUGCAUUGUGGUCCUACACUUCCCUGCCUGUCACUGCUCUCAGGCUUUGGGGUUAAAUGUUUGUUGUUGAUGCGCAUUCUUGCUCCUUUCUAAACUGCCUUGGCGAUAGGGUGCCCAUGCCAGCCACGCUGCGAGUGCCCACGGGUUUUCUCACUGUGCCGAGAACAACAGUGACUCAACCAACAUCAUAUUCUCUUCCAAAUCCAUUUAAAUAACAACAGAUGCUCUCCGAUCCAGUUUGAGACAACAGCAGAAGCCCAGUAGUCAAAAACAGUUACAAAAAUGAUUUCCUUCUGUUCGGUUCUUGUUAUUUUGUAUUAUUAUUAUUAUUAUUAUUACAUUUGUCAUUUAGACUUACAGGAGCAGUUCGGGUUAAGUGCCUUGCUCAAGGGCACUUGGGCAGAUUUUUUUCUUCUCAACUAGUCGGCUCGGAAUUCGAACCAGCGACCUUUCAAUUACUGACCCCAACACUCUUAACCACUUGGUUAUUGCCUUGGAAGUUGAUAUUCUUAAGUAGAUUGUUUUAAGUUGCCUUGUUAAGGUAACUUUAUUGUUUUGAGUUGUGCCAAUCAUUAUGUCAUUAUUUAUUUGUUCUAGUGUUAAGCCCCGAGUGUGUUGGCCGCAGAUGAUGGUGUCUGGCGGUUAUCAUGACAACUUGUUCUUCCUAAAUGUAAUUCCCAUCCAAUAAUCCCAAUUAACAAUACCCACUGAGGGUAUCCUCGCCGAGGAAAAACUCCUGGCCCGUAGCCAUUAUACCCAGUCAACCCACUCUUACUUCUUACAGCCAGGGUAUCCUCUUCAAUCUGCUGUCUUAAUGGGUUUGGAGUUUAUAUCAAUUGCCUUUUAAUGAUUAAUAAUAUUAAUCAUUAUUAUCAUAAUAUAGCUAUUAGCUACUGCUUGUAUGGAGGUGGUGUGUAAUUGAUAACUUGAUCGGUUACAUAUCAAUAUCCCUUAUCAAACUAACAGACAUUCCAACACUACAUUUAUGUAUUUCGCAGUUGUUGCCAUUUUCAUGUGUGUGCCACUGUCAGUCUGUUGCCAUAUCAUUACUGAUAGACCGAUGCCCUUUGCCACAAUUCAACCACAUAACAACUCCUCUCUUUUCUGUGUAAUUCCUCCUCUUGUUUCACCGCAGCUCAGUGGACGCAGCCUUACAGAUUACAAUCGACUGGGUUUUAAUGCUUUAAAUAGGAUCGACUCCAAGCCAAUAGUAUUUGGCAUAGCAGUAAGAGGGGGUUACAGCCCAGUGGAUUAUGUCAUUGGAGGGUCGUUUCAUGUAAUUUCGUUAUUCUAUGUCAAUGUUAAAGGGAUAGUUCGCCCAAAUUACAAAAUUCCAUAUUGGUUUCCUGAAAGCAGUCUAUGGACAAAAGUACGACAGCAAACCAUUCUUUGGUUUUGUUUACUUGGCCACUGUUUUUUGAAUUCUAACUUUUUAGCAUUUGUCACACAAUCCAAUGCAAGUCAAUGGUACCUACAGUGCCUUGCGAAAGUAUUCGGCCCCCUUGAACUUUGCGACCUUUUGCCACAUUUCAGGCUUCAAACAUAAAGAUAUAAAACUGUAUUUUUUGUGAAGAAUCAACAACAAGUGAGACACAAUCAUGAAGUGGAACGACAUUUAUUGGAUAUUUCAAACUUUUUUAACAAAUCAAAAACUGAAGAAUUGGGCGUGCAAAAUUAUUCAGCCCCCUUAAGUUAAUACUUUGUAGCGCCACCUUUUGCUGCGAUUACAGCUGUAAGUCGCUUGGGGUAUGUCUCUAUCAGUUUUGCACAUCGAGAGACUGAAAUAUUUUCCCAUUCCUCCUUGCAAAACAGCUUGAGCUCAGUGAGGUUGGAUGGAGAGCAUUUGUGAACAGCAGUUUUCAGUUCUUUCCACAGAUUCUCGAUUGGAUUCAGGUCUGGACUUUGACUUGGCCAUUCUAACACCUGGAUAUGUUUAUUUUUGAACCAUUCCAUUGUAGAUUUUGCUUUAUGUUUUGGAUCAUUGUCUUGUUGGAAGACAAAUCUCCGUCCCAGUCUCAGGUCUUUUGCAGAUUCCAUCAGGUUUUCUUCCAGAAUGGUCCUGUAUUUGGCACCAUCCAUCAAUUUUAACCAUCUUCCCUGUCCCUGCUGAAGAAAAGCAGGCCCAAACCAUGAUGCUGCCACCACCAUGUUUGACAAUGGGGAUGAUGUGUUCAGGGUGAUGAGCUGUGUUGCUUUUACGCCAAACAUAACAUUUUGCAUUGUUGCCAAAAAGUUCAAUUUUGGUUUCAUCUGACCAGAGCACCUUCUUCCACAUGUUUGGUGUGUCUCCCAGUUGGCUUGUGGCAAACUUUAAACGACACUUUUUAUGGAAAUCUUUAAGAAAUGGCUUUCUUCUUGCCACUCUUCCAUAAAGGCCAGAUUUGUGCAAUAUACAACUGAUUGUUGUCCUAUGGACAGAGUCUCCCACCUCAGCUGUAGAUCUCUGCAGUUCAUCCAGAGUGAUCAUGGGCCUCUUGGCUGCAUCUCUGAUCAGUCUUCUCCUUGUAUGAGCUGAAAGUUUAGAGGGACGGCCAGGUCUUGGUAGAUUUGCAGUGGUCUGAUACUCCUUCCAUUUCGAUAUUAUCGCUUGCACAGUGCUCCUUGGGAUGUUUAAAGCUUGGGAAAUCUUUUUGUAUCCAAAUCCGGCUUUAAACUUAUUCACAACAGUAUCUCGGACCUGCCUGGUGUGUUCCUUGUUCUUCAUGAUGCUCUCUGCGCUUUUAACGGACCUCUGAGACUAUCACAGUGCAGGUGCAUUUAUACGGAGACUUACACACAGGUGGAUUGUAUUUAUCAUCAUUAGUUAUUUAGGUCAACAUUGGAUCAUUCAGAGAUCCUCACUGAACUUCUGGAGAGAGUUUGCUGCACUGAAAGUAAAGGGGCUGAAUAAUUAUGCACGCCCAAUUUUUCAGUUUUUGAUUUGUUAAAAAAGUUUGAAAUAUCCAAUAAAUGUCGUUCCACUUCAUGAUUGUGACCCACUUGUUGUUGAUUCUUCACAAAAAAUACAGUUUUAUAUCUUUAUGCUUGAAGCCUGAAAUGUGGCAAAAGGUCGCAAAGUUCAAGGGGGCCGAAUACUUUCGCAAGGCACUGUAUAUUAGCAUUUUCAUUGCUUCGUAUGCAAAUCAUCUCAAGUAACAUACUUGAUUUUAAUAUGAAGUGUAAAAAUGCCACUAUGUGUCCUCUUUCUGGUGUCUUUUUGAGGUGGAACGACCCUGGACAGAAGUAGACAAGCAGGUCAACCCACUGAUUUAGUCAGAGGAGUACAGGCAUUUAGUGCUACAUGCCUGAGUCGACACAGUGCCACACCUAUACAGGGAGAUGUUGGCUAGCCUAGAGAGAGAAUAACCUCACACGGUAUAUUCAACAUGGCAGUCUGCCGUUUUAACCCACGUACUUUACACAACAUAUAUUUGAUGAGAAACUCUGCCUUGUUUAAAACAUUUUUGUUUAAAGACAUACAGUAGACACAAACGGUCUUUCCAACCUUUCCUGUCUCUCUCACAACUUUCAGUAAUGUCUUCUUUCAUCGUGUUUUUCUCACACAUUUGAAAGCCUUCCAUAAUUGCCUCCUCUGCAUCUGUAGUUGUAGCUGGUCUUGAGUCUUUGUAUCAUAAGAAACCUUAGCCAAAUCCAUAUGAGGCAUCGCAUGGCUCGUCAAAAGAAAUGCACGAUGUGGGGAAUAGCUAGUGUGUUAUUUGAAACCCAGCUUGUCUGUGCUGCAGUCUUCCACUGGGCUUGUAGCAGAGCAGGAGGUAUCAUUAGGACUUUGGGUCACAGUCUAGAGCUCGUUAUAGGCUCCCAUUAACCACCCACAGGCUACUGACACAGUGUGGACACACACACACACGUGUGCCCGUGCAUACACACACACACGACCACGCAGACACGCAUCCAGCUGAGAUCAUGUUCACCAUCAAGGACUACUGACGUUGUCAUUUUUUGCGCUCUCUUUUUACACUACUGUGGAAAGGAUCAUUCUUUUCUUUCACUGCUUUGCCACAACACUUGCCAUCUGCUUGCCAAGCCGUGUGUGUGUGUGUGUGUGUGUGUGUGUGUGUGUACGCGUGCCGCCAGAGUUUUUAAUAGAGCAUGUGAGUUCACACACGUGAUCUUUGUUUACUAAAGAUAUCCAAGAUAUCCGUGCACUAUGUUUGCAUGUACAGUUUUACAUGAGAUGCACCAGUUCUUUUGUUGUAAUUGAGUGUUUUGGAAAAAGAAAAUCUAUGAAAAUAACUAUACAAAAUGGCCUUAAAAUAAAUUCACUGAUUUCUUGGAAUUUGUGCGAUGCCUUCAGAUAUUGACUUGUUCUCUCUUUUUGUGUCCGUGUACAAUGUUUUCUUUGCAUAACUUCAUUUAUGGGGGAAACAAUUUUAGGACUCCGUGGUCAAUCAGAUGAAAGCCUGACUGAAGUUCUGAUUGUCUGGUAAUCCAUAUUAUAGAUUACUAUUUCUGAAUCAAACUACUGAUUUUUAAAUAAAGAUUCUUACUUAACACUAA
This is a messenger RNA of Oncorhynchus keta (chum salmon), 8782 nucleotides long. Its product is annotated as copine-8. NCBI's taxonomy places the organism in Eukaryota, Metazoa, Chordata, Actinopteri, Salmoniformes, Salmonidae. Gene Ontology annotation, molecular function: calcium-dependent phospholipid binding. The coding region runs from base 354 to 2027 and encodes 557 amino acids. The transcript is spliced from 20 exons. Gene Ontology annotation, cellular component: plasma membrane. Gene Ontology annotation, biological process: cellular response to calcium ion. The record is from RefSeq and is a predicted model, not a curated record.